Molecule: messenger RNA, 2178 nt
Organism: Penicillium salamii
Lineage: Eukaryota; Fungi; Ascomycota; Eurotiomycetes; Eurotiales; Aspergillaceae
Source: the annotation of a GenBank genome assembly
AUGGACUCUCCACGACGGUCCCGGAACCGCGCUGCGUGUCGGAGGUGUCAGAGACGGAAGAUCCGCUGCGAUGGGGAUCUGCCCCGCUGUGCAUCUUGCAAAAAGGCUAGUGUCGCUUGUGUCACUGAUGGCAAGCAAGAGGUCAGCCGGACGUAUAUCGCAAAUCUUCAAAAAAGGGUGCAAUGGUUGGAGUCUUUGAUCAAGGAACAGGACUCUACAGUUCGUCUAGAAGAUGGCCCGCAAGUUGACUUGUCGGACAUUUCACUCCUAGAGCCCACAGAGGGGGGAACACAGCUUGAGCCGGCCACAUCAGAAGAUAACCGAGCCCAGCGACCAAAUACACCCCAUCACGAACAAUCAGAGCAUGCACAGCAUGCAGACCAGCUGCUACCCCGUACUCAAUCAAGACCUGCUCAUGAAAUUGGACUUGUCUCUCUUUCUUCCGGGGGCGAGCCAAGAUACAUCGGUCCCUCGAGCGGGUAUUUUCUAGCUAAUCUCGUGUUCUCGAACGCUGGUCGUCGCGCGGGAUCAUCUAGGGAUAAUGUUCAAAGCAGCACCGAGGGCUCGAAUCGGCCCAUGUCUCUCUCGUCAGAUUUCUUCAACACCCCGGCUCAACUUCCGAACCGCAAAGAAGACGCCAUGGAGCUUACCUCAAAGUUCUUCGCCUCAGUGCAUUUAAUAUACCCAUUUCUACACGAGCCCUCCCACAUGGCCAGGCUGGAAAGAAUGUACGCUUCAACCAGUCACGACCCGGUUGAUGUCUUCCACGUCUAUAUGGUACUCGCCAUAGCAGCUUCGGACCUUGCAAGGAGGUUUAGAAUCCCCCUUCCAGCCGAAGGGUAUUACACAGCAGCAACAGAGCACUUUGAACUUGCAUGUGCCGAGGGUUCUCUUCAGGGAAUCCAAAGUCUUUUGCUACUGAUGGUCUAUGGCCUCCACAAUCCGUCAUGCGAUAUCAAUGUGUGGAGCGUAAACUAUCAAUGCCUGAGCGCGUUGAUCGAUCUGGGCCUUCAAAGAGACGUUCGCACGUCACCAGCAUUUCCUAUAUCAUAUUUGGAGCAGGAGAUGCGGACUCGCAUUUUUUGGGUCGUGUACAGCUUCGAUCGCACGCUGGGAACGAUGAUGGGACGACCAAUCGGCAUAAGAGACGAAGCUUGCGAACUGCGUGUAGGUGAUUCUCUCAGGAUUUUUAUUAAAGAAUUGACUGACGAAGAUAAGCUUCCCUCCCAUGCAUCCGACCAUGAUCUUCUUGGGCCGACGGCCACGGUCGGAUCUUUGGAUACCCCGACGUCUCAUAUGACGUUUUCGAUUCAUCUCUUCAAGUUGGCACAAAUAAAUUCGGAGAUAAAAUAUGUCAUGCACAGCAUCUGUAGGGACACACCGCGAUAUGCCUACCCCCCAGUGGCAGACAUCCACUUAUGGCAGAAGGAGAUGAUCGAUCGCUUGCAGACAUGGCUUGCAGAGAUACCUUCCGCGCCUUCAACCGACACAAUUGUGAAGAUUUGCGAAUGCAAGUACCACGAAAUGAUGAUCUUGAUUCUCCGACCGAGUCCCGGGAUUCCAGACCCGUCAGAAGAAAUGCUUGGCCAGUGCUUCCAGCAUGCUGUGCAUCUUCUUCGUGGUUUCGGGGCGCUUUACCGACAGGAAGCUCUGGUAUACAGCCGACUAGUCGUGCACUCAAUCUUUUUGAGCACUCUCAUCAUGCUCCAUUGUCUAUGGAGACUUCCCCGCGUCGCCUCCGACGUCCAAAUAGACGAAUUGACAGCUGACACGAGCAUCAGUCUGAACAUCCUGAGCAGCAUUGGAGAGUAUUGGACUGAAGCCAAACGGGCCAGAGACUGCAUACACGAGCUAUCUGGAGCAACCGUCCAAAGACUCAUCAAGAUGAGAAGUCUUGAAUCCUCUUCGAAUCCGGCUCGACCUGGCACCAGUCAAUUGAGCUCCAGCGGAAGAGUCUCAAGAACACAUACCGCGAAUCAAGUUGAACUGCUUCCAGCGCCUCGGCCUGAUUCGGGUGUCGAGAAUGUGUCAGAGAACCCAUUCAUGGAUGAAUACGAUCCCGCCCUUGAUUCUAUGAGCUGGCUGCAUGAUACUAUGCCAGGGGGCUUUAUGGACUUUGGAGGCGCUCCGGAUUUUGAUACUUUGAUGUGGGAAGUUUUCAAUUCCAACUCGCGCUAG